AUGCCAGCUCAAUAUAACGACAACAACACCAGCGCUUUCGUCAACGAAUUCCUUGCGGGCUGGGAUGAUGACGACCCCUUCCGUUCCCCAAGCCCAGAGACGGCCAGAACAAACAAAACAAAUAACAAGAAGCGCAAAGAGCCAGAUACCCUUGGUAUUGACAAAGAAAUCGAUGUCACCAAAAAGGCCAGGGUUCCGCGUGUGAAGCUGGAUGAUGCCAGACUAUUAUCCGACAAGGGCAUUCCAAAGUUGCGAAAGACCUCAUCGAAGUUGAAGUUGAAAGGAAAAGGCCAUGAAUUUUCAGAUGCCGCUCGUCUACUCUCCUUCUACCAGGAAUGGCUCGACGACCUCUUCCCGAAAGCUACUUUCGUAGACGCCCUUGCUAUGUGUGAAAAGGCCGGGCACAAAACUACCCUACGCAAUGCACGACUAAAGUGGAUCGCCGAAGGGAAGCCCAGGUCAACAGCAGUUGAAGAGGAAGAGGAUGGAGACCGCGAAGGACAGCCAUCUGCUCCUACAGAACCCACCAGGAUGGCAUCCAUAUUCGAGAAGGCGACAGGGGCUAGAUCAAAGACACCAACAAUCGAUGAUAAUUCACUCGGAGAUGACGACAUUUACAAUGCAACACCGAGACGAAAUCAACCAACAGCGGCACCUGGAGACAUACCCGAUGAUGACGAGUUGGACGCACUUAUGGCCGAAGCAGAGUCUGGGGCCGCUCCAGGGGCUAGCAAAGCAACAAACAAUGGGGCUGCUUCCGACAGUAUAUUUGGCGGCGGGGCUAUCAACAGGCGCCCACGGCCAUCCGAAGUUCCAGAUGACGAUGACCUGGAUGCAUUGAUGGCGGAAGCUGAGUCAUAUCGGCCGUCCACCACAAACCGCGGCAGCAUCUUUGGAAACGGUAGCGCUUUUGGAGGUGGUAAAGAUAAGCCAGCCAUGGCCGCACCACCACAAGAGGAUGAUGACGGCCUAGAUGCCCUGAUGGCCGAAGCAGAGAUGCACGCGUCUCUCGCUACAAAAACGACGGGAAAAGAGUCCACCAGUAGGGAACAAACCAGUGAGCAGGAUGGAGGCAAAGAUGCACAAAAUGAUGAUGAGGAUGAUCUGGAUGCCUGGAUGGCUGAAGCUGAAGCGUACACCAAGACUGCGAGCAAUCAGGUUGCUCAACCCAAGGAUACGGAUGAUGACUGGGAAGCAGAGGCUGCGAUGGCCGAAAUGCAUGGGUUCUGAAGAGAACCUAAAGCAGCCCUAUCCUGCAAGGCCCAACAACGGACCGUCGCAAUAGUCCUGGGAUCGUAUCUAACGACGUGAUGAUAACGAUGCGCAGUAGUAUACAACUAUUGGCUGAAUAGGCUCUUCAUGGAUGGCUCGGCGGGCAAACUUAACCCUAACCCGCGUAAUGAAACAAUGUGU
Molecule: messenger RNA, 1413 nt
Organism: Neurospora tetrasperma FGSC 2508
Lineage: Eukaryota; Fungi; Ascomycota; Sordariomycetes; Sordariales; Sordariaceae
Exons: 2
Coding region: 1-1230 (409 amino acids)
Biological process (GO): DNA replication checkpoint signaling; replication fork arrest; DNA damage response
Cellular component (GO): replication fork protection complex; nucleus
Molecular function (GO): DNA binding
Source: RefSeq, a predicted model, not a curated record